Gigantopelta aegis is the source of this 1300-nucleotide messenger RNA. Its product is annotated as leucine-rich repeat-containing protein 51-like. The transcript is spliced from 5 exons. Gene Ontology annotation, molecular function: protein binding. The coding region runs from base 115 to 759 and encodes 214 amino acids. The record is from RefSeq and is a predicted model, not a curated record. NCBI's taxonomy places the organism in Eukaryota, Metazoa, Mollusca, Gastropoda, Neomphalida, Peltospiridae.
GGCGGAAUCAAGUUUUGAGUUGUCCACGGUAACCAAGAUGGAUGACUAAUGACUGAUCAGUGAAAAAGAUAUAUAUUUUUUAAUAGAAAUAAGGUCAUUUGUGACACUGUGAUUAUGUCUGCGUCAGCAAGUGUUGUUCCCCAUCAUGAGACUCGCUUCAGAUCGAAAAAAGUGAAGGUAGCUAUCGAUUGUAAAAAUGAAAACCCUGGACCACUUGAUUAUUCCUUCUACAAACUUUCCAAUUUGUCAGAUAUCUAUGACGAGGAACCAAGAAUUGUCUCACCUAGAAAAGAGACCACUCAGGAGAAAACAGAGAAGGAGAAGUCCCCGGGGAGAUGUCUCAGACUGAACAAUAACCAGCUGUCAGAUUUAAAACUGCUGCCAGAAAUCGUGGGGAACCUUUUUGAAAACCCUAGUUCACUUGGAUGGCUUGAUCUGUCUUUCAAUGAAAUCACCACAAUAGACCCGGUGUUGGCGGAAUUUGAAAAUUUGCACAUUCUUUAUCUUCACGGAAAUGGCAUAGCAGACUUGAAACAUGUCGAACAACUAACUCCUUUGAAAAAUCUCUGGAAACUCACGUUACAUGGAAAUCCUAUAGAUUCAGUCAAGGGCUACAGAUUUUCCGUCUUGUCCCUGCUUCCUUGGUUGCAUAACCUCGACUUCAGUGCGGUCACCAAGGGUGAUCAGGUAACGGCACGGGUGUUAAGCAAGAUGAAUGGUCCUCCGAAGAAAAAAAAGAAAGAAGAAACUGAUGAUUAAAGCAUUGAUAAAAUUUUUAUAGCAUUAAACUGACCUCCUAUGAGAUGCUGCCCACCCUGCAAUGUGUACUAUGUGUAGCAGUUUUACCGGCUUGUCGCACACUGGUGUAUUCCACACUCCCAUAUCAUCAUUCUGUAACCAUUAACUUUAUUUUCUGUUAUCACUUCUUCCAUCAAAUCAUUUUUUAAAUGUUUUAAGUUAUUUUAGAAAUCCAAUUUUAUUUUUAUAAAAGGAUGGCUUAUGAAAAAGACAAAGGGUGUGGUUAUUUGUCCAUGGGACAUAAUUGUCCUGAGUUUUUCUUUCGUAAAGCAGUCCUGAAUGGUGAUGGGGUAAUGAGAUAUGUUUCAAUUGUAGGGGACUGUCUUUUAGUAUUAGGGAAUUCCAGUUGUAGAGCACUGUGCCAAUAUGUGAUACUGUCAUGAAAUGUGAUUGUAUAUAAUCAUAGUGGUAGAACACUGUAAAGACAUUUUCCAGAAUGUCUUGACCUUCAUGGCAAUUUACAAAUUUUUGACAGUUAUGGUCCUAGAACUUUGGAGACAUG